UAAUGAAGGUGGGUCUAUAAAUUUUCAAAAACAAAUUUAGAGCAGUACCACAUUCGAUUUCUAUGUUUCACAUGUGCUCUGUGGGAUCAUAUCGGGUCGCAUCAGGUGAGGAGCGCUGCUGCUGCUCUUCUUUUAGAACGCCGAGAAAGUGAAGUAAGAGAGGGAGACGAGCGUUUGUGGCACUUCUUAACCUUUACUCUCAGAGAUGCUGAGUGCCCCACCAACACUGCCCCUCUCUCCUCUUCCCCUCUCAUCCCCCGACACCAUUACAUUCUUAUCUUCAUAUUCAUCCACCUGCAAUAGAUUGGCUACCGCUGCUGUGCGAGCAGCGGCGGGAGAUGGAGGGGACUCUUCUUCUUUGCCGAAAGGCUCCGGGACGACAGCUCGUGGGCGCCGCCUGUUAAAAGUGAGAGAGGAGAAGAGGAGGAGGGAGCACGAUAGGAUACACGAUUACCCAGCAUGGGCUAAGGUCCUCGAGGAUGCAUGCAAAGAUGACACGGAACUCAGAGCAGUGCUUGGAGAUAGCAUUGGAAAUCCGGAGCAGAUUAGGAAAAAGGUUGAAGAACGGGUAAGAAAGAAAGGUAGAGAUUUCCACAAGUCCAAAACUGGCUCUGUUGUUGCUUUCAAAGUCAGCUUUAGAGACUUUAAUCCUACUGAUUCCUACAUAUGGAUUGAACUUUAUGGUUCUCCAUCAGACCGUGAGGUCGACCUAAUUGGCAGUGUUUUUCAGUCUUGGUAUGUCAUGGGACGUUUGGGAGCCUUCAAUUCUUCCAAUCUCCAGGUGUCAAAUGCAUCUAUGGAUUAUAAUCCUUUGUAUGACUCCGAUAAAGGUGCCAAUGCAUUGCCAUCAUCGUUUCAUGAUAUUAGUGAUGUUGAAUUUCAGGACAAUUGGGGCCGAGUAUGGGUAGACCUUGGAACAUGUGAUUUCUUUGCUAUGGAUGUUUUGCUCAACUGCUUAACUGUAUUGAGCUCGGAAUAUCUAGGGAUUCAGCAGGUUGUUUUUGGUGGGCGGCGCUUGGGUGACUGGGAGGAAGGGAUGACGAGUUUGGAAUAUGGAUACAAGUGUUUUAAGAUCUGAUGUGAAGUUUGCUGUGGAUUCUCUACCUUAUUGGCUUCCAGCCCAAGCUGCGAGCCAAAGGGAAACCUUCAUUUUUCAUGAAAUGUGUGCCCAAGGGAAACCUUCACUUCUUCCAAGGGAAAUUAUCCCAUUUGAAAUACUGUUCUACCAAACGGCUGAUUGUUAUUAAACAUUGGCAAUGUGGCAAAGAGAUGUACCAGCAGCUAGGAAUCCGGCUUGGGCUCGAGUGGUUAGCAGUUGAUGCUAACAACACUACAUCUCAAAGUUCGAUUACUACUGCCGAGUUACCCCCCUACCACCAAAAUAAUGGAGUUCGAUUCCUACUGCCGAGUUACCCCCCUACCCCCAAAAUAAUGGCAUGUAUUCGCAGCUGAUUGGCAUCAAAUAUUGGUGAUGUGGGGAGGAAGGAAACAUGUAUUAGUUUUUCUCAUUUUGUCUAUUACCUGCCCUCGAGCUUCAAGUGGGUUUCCAUGUACCUAAAGUGUAUAAACCUUUAGUUAUAAAAAGAAGUAAUGCAAGCAUGGAGUUAGAAAA
Molecule: messenger RNA, 1612 nt
Organism: Amborella trichopoda
Lineage: Eukaryota; Viridiplantae; Streptophyta; Magnoliopsida; Amborellales; Amborellaceae
Product: structural maintenance of chromosomes-like protein, putative (DUF3531)
Source: RefSeq, a predicted model, not a curated record